AUGUUGUGCUCUAUGAUUUUGGUGAACCCCUCGUCUUUGGAAACCCAUUCGUGGACGGCCACAGAGGCGGCUAUCAAAAUCACCCCCAAUAACAAAAUCUUGAUGCCUUUCAAAUGCGAGGCGAAUUCCAACGUCUCGAGGUUCUUGAACGUGAGCCAGCCGUUCGGAUCAGGAGCCUCUGCCCCGUACAGUGCGGCCAGGAAAACGUUUUCGUGCGGAACAGGACACCCCAGCAACCAGGUAUAUAUGCGAGCAGUGAUGGACGCAAACACCGGUAUUUGCAGUACCACCAUCACCAGGCCUAUGACCGCGAUCUGGGCGUGGUACAGCACGGUCUUGAGCUCCGUCUGGAUAGUCUGCAAAAUCAGCCAGAUAGGCGGUCUUUCCGGGGCGUUGGAAUCAUACACAGUUCUGAAGGCGUAUUUUGUAUGGCAAAUAUCACAGGUGGUCUUCCGCGAAUGCUGGAGCCAGGACAUCAGGCAGUCCUGA
This is a messenger RNA of Ogataea philodendri, 489 nucleotides long. RefSeq lists its product as uncharacterized. NCBI's taxonomy places the organism in Eukaryota, Fungi, Ascomycota, Pichiomycetes, Pichiales, Pichiaceae. The transcript has a single exon. The record is from RefSeq and is a predicted model, not a curated record. The coding region runs from base 1 to 489 and encodes 162 amino acids.